AUGCAGACGCCUGGCAACGGGUACACAGAAGGCUGGACGUUACGAGACCAAGCGACCGAGUACAGUCGUCUACAGCAGGAGAAUUUCAACCACAAGAUGCGCAUCCAUUUCCUGGAAGAGCAGCUCAUCCGUCUCAACAACGGCGAUACGGUAUUUGGGAGUGAGGAGUUGCAAGUGGAAGUGGCUCAGCUUCGCAGUGCACUUGGGGAACGUGACCAGCUACUGGCGGAACAAGAUGCGGCGAUGAAUCGAGCCACUCAAGCCAUCGACAUGCUGAAAGAGCAGCUUCGCGAGGCAGAACAAACGCGGCGAUCUGUUCUCAGAACCAAUGACGUAGAAGCUGUACGUGCAGAGCUUGAGAGCGUGGUACAGAAGAGUACACGCCGAGCGCGUGAGCUUGAAUUGGGGCUGAGUUUGACAAGGGAAACGGCCGAAUCGCUGAGUAAAGAGCUGCAGUAUGCGCAGGAGAACUACAGGACAAGCAUGGAUAUCGCGGAGAAGUCAAAGGCACGUGACUUGCAAAUACUGCAACAACAGAAGAGCGAUGUCGACAUGCUUCGUGAGGAGAUAGCGCAUAUGACGAGAAUGAGUCAAGGCAAGGAUGAAUUGGUGGUGAGUUUGCGCGCAGCAGUGAAUUCAUUGCGGCAGCGUAAGGAGCAAAAAGCGAAGGAGCACACUGUUGCGCUUUCUAGACUCUACCAGGAAGCGGUGGAGAUGAAGGUGAAAGAAGAGCAAUGCCACUCAAAAUGGCAUGCUGCAUAUGCUCUACUGGAAAGAACGUGGAAGGACGAGCUGUCUGGGCUAGUAACACGACAUGGAACUAAUGGAGGAGAGCGCUAA
Molecule: messenger RNA, 840 nt
Organism: Phytophthora nicotianae INRA-310
Lineage: Eukaryota; Oomycota; Peronosporomycetes; Peronosporales; Peronosporaceae
Exons: 1
Coding region: 1-840 (279 amino acids)
Cellular component (GO): microtubule organizing center
Source: RefSeq, a predicted model, not a curated record